This is a messenger RNA of Symbiodinium sp. CCMP2456, 1239 nucleotides long. Lineage: Eukaryota; Dinophyceae; Suessiales; Symbiodiniaceae. The record is from the annotation of a GenBank genome assembly.
AUGGUCCCUCCUGGGGCACAGCUGCUGACGGUGACGGAGAACCGACGCCUAACCCCCAACGAGUACGAGCGCGAUAUCCGCCACCUUGCUUUGAGCCUCCAGGGCGUUGACUUUCCGUUUGACCUCGGCGAUGCCGUCGCUCUUUACCCGGAGAACUUGCCCCAGGACGUGGAUGAAGCGCUCAAGUUCCUGGAUUUGGACGGCGACAAGGUUAUCAGCGUGAAGUGCAUCGGGGAUGUAUCGGAGCGUCACCGUCGCUGCUUUGACCAGCGCGUGACCAUUCGCCAGGUUCUGACGAACAUGAUCGACCUCUUUGGUCGUCCAUCCCGGUCCUUUGUCACGGAGCUGGCCCGCUUCGCCAACAACGCGGAUGCCGAGGCUCUCAGGAGAUUAGGCUCUGGGGCGGGCACGGCAGCCUGGACCGCGCUGGUCGACGAAUGCCCCUCCUUCUUCGAUAUCAUGAAGAAGUAUCCAAGUGCGAAGAUGCCUUUGGAGCAGCUGAUCUCUGUGCUCCCCAUGAUCAAGCCGCGCAUCUACUCCAUCGCCUCGGACGCACGCUACAGCCCCAAGGCGGUUGAGUUCACAAUCGUCAUCAACCAGUGGAAAUCCAAGGCGACCGGUGCUGUAAAGACAGGAACAUGCACCAAGUUCAUCCAGCACAUGCCGGUGGGCAGCAAGGUGCCCUGUGCGGUCGUCUGCGGCACCUUCCAGUUCCCCAAGGACGACGUCACUCCAAUGGUCAUGGUCGGUCUCGGAACGGGCAUUGCGCCCAUUCGCUCCUUCAUGCAGGACAAGCUCUACAAGAAGAGCCGCGGUAUCAAGACGGGACCCAUGGUGGUGUUCUACGGCUGCCGGCAUGAGAAGGAAGAGCUCCUCUACAAGGACGAGUGGAAGAUGUACGAGAAGGAAGGCAUUUUGAGUGCGCUGGUGGGCGCGUUCCAGUUCGACAAGCCUCACUACCCACCGAAGCAGAUCUUCGUUUCGGACAAGAUGGCCGAGCGGCCCGAGCUGAUCAGCGACAACCUCUUGGAAAAGGGCGGCUACUUCUUCAUGUGCGGCCCGGCCGUCGCCACGCCGUCGGUGCAGAAAGCGCUGAAGGCGGCGUUGGUCAAGCACGGCCAAAAUGCCGCGAAGCACGCCGAGAAGGACAUGUGGCCGACGCCGAAGACGGAUGCUGAAGCCGAACUCUGGUUCAAGGAUUUCAUGGCUGCGGGACGCUACUCAGAGGAGUCGUACUAA